AUGAAAUAUGCAAUUAUUUCGCACAAUAUUGAUUUUGUUUCGUUCUUGAUGAAUGAAUACAAUAUAGAGAUUGAUUUAGAGUAUUGUGGUGUUUAUCAAAAUCUCGAUGUAUUUUUUGUUUAUUUCGAUCAAACGAAUGAUAUUAACAAAUGCUUUCUUUAUUCAACAAUUUUUGGCAUUCCAUCCCUUUGCGAAUAUUUCCUUUCACAAGGUGCAAAUAUCAAUUCAAAAAAUAUUUAUGGAUCAACAGCUCUAUAUUAUGCAUCUUGUUUUGAUUCCUUCGAAGUUGUUAAAUUUCUUAUUUCACAUGGUGUAAAUAUCAAUGAGAAAAAUAUUUUGAGAGAAACUGCUCUUCAUAAGGCAGCAUUUAAUAAUAGUAAAGAAAUCGUUGAAUUUCUUCUAGCUCAUGGUGCAAAUGUCAAUGAGAAAGAUAAUCUCAAUGAAACCGCUUUUGAUAAAGCAGUAUUUAAUAAUAAUAAUUAUAAAAAAAUCAUUGAAUUUCUUAAUUCACAAGAUGGAAAUAUCAAUAAGAAAAAUAUUUUGGGAAAGACUGCUCUUCAUAAGGCAGCAUUUAAUAAUUGUAAAGAAAUAUCUGAAAUUCUUAUUUCAUAUGGCGCAAAUAUCAAUGAGAAAAAUAGAUGCGGAGAUACCGCUCUUCAUAAAGCAGCAUUUAAUAAUUAUAAAGAUAUUGUUGAAAUUCUUAUUUCAUUUGGUGCAAAUAUCAAUGAGAAAAAUGAUUACGGAGAUACCGCUCUUCAUCAUGCAAUAUUUAGUAAUAGUAAAGAAGCUGCUGAAUUUCUUAUAACGCAUGGUGCAGAUAUCAAUAAGAAAAAUAAAGAAGGAAAAACUGCUCUUUAUUAUGCAGCAAUAAAGGAUUUGAAAGAAAUAGUUGAAGUUCUGAUUUCACAUGGUGCAGAUGUCAAAUCUUGA
This is a messenger RNA of Trichomonas vaginalis G3, 930 nucleotides long. RefSeq names its product myotrophin family. Gene Ontology annotation, molecular function: protein binding. Lineage: Eukaryota; Parabasalia; Trichomonadida; Trichomonadidae. The record is from RefSeq and is a predicted model, not a curated record. Bases 1 to 930 code for a protein of 309 amino acids. Gene Ontology annotation, cellular component: nucleus; cytoplasm. The transcript has a single exon.